This is a messenger RNA of Dacryopinax primogenitus, 4068 nucleotides long. RefSeq lists its product as uncharacterized. NCBI's taxonomy places the organism in Eukaryota, Fungi, Basidiomycota, Dacrymycetes, Dacrymycetales, Dacrymycetaceae. Bases 59 to 4066 code for a protein of 1335 amino acids. The record is from RefSeq and is a predicted model, not a curated record. The transcript has 9 exons. Gene Ontology annotation, cellular component: CCR4-NOT complex. Gene Ontology annotation, molecular function: RNA binding; ubiquitin-protein transferase activity. Gene Ontology annotation, biological process: protein ubiquitination.
GCAUCGUCCAUUCCCCUCAUCCAAGGGCAACUCGUUCUCCAUUCCUCUAUCGUGCAUCAUGUCGACACGGAACGCUGUAUCAACUAAUCUAUCGCUGCCGCCUGCGCCCACCACCGCAUCCACUACGGGCUUAUACCACAAGGCGAACGUUCUGGCAAGUGUCCAGGACGCGUAUUGGAGUGAUGACGAAACUGAGGAUAACGAGUGUCCUUUGUGCCUGGAGGAGAUGGAUCUCUCCGAUAUGAAUUUUAAGCCCUGUCCAUGUGGAUACCAGAUAUGCAGAUUCUGCUGGCAUCAUAUCAAGACGAACUUAAAUGGUAAAUGUCCUGCAUGCAGGCGUGAGUACACUGAAGAGGCGGUCGAAUUCAAACCUGUGGGUAAAGAGGAACAGAAACGGCUCGCACAGAAGAAACGUCAGAAGGAGAAGGAGCGCAGAGAUCUUGAGGCGCUUGGACGCCGCCAUCUUACGAACGUGCGAAUUGUACAGCGCAAUAUGAUCUAUGUAACUGGUAUCGGACCACGGUUCGCAAAGGAAGAGCUUCUCCCAACUCUCCGCUCAAGUGAGUACUUUGGUCAGUACGGAAAGAUCACCAAGAUUCUUCUCGUGAAACGAACUCCUCCGUCCAAUUCUGCAUCACGUGAUCCGGUCGUGGGCUUGUACAUUAAUUACUAUCGAAGAGAAGAUGCGGUCCGUGCGAUAGCUGCUGUCGAUGGCGCAUCCUCUCCUAGUGGAGGUGGUGAGGUGAUGCGCGCAAGUUAUGGCACAACGAAGUAUUGCGUUAACUUCUUGCGUGGCGUGGCUUGUACGAGUCAAGGCUGCUUGGAUCUGCACGAUUGGGGAGAUGAGAGAGACUGUUUCACGAAAGAAGACCUAUCAACGUUGAAACAUACACUUAAAGACGGCGAGCAUCGACCGAGACCACCAACAACAGUAACUGGCGCAUCCAGGAAGUCCGAAGAUGCGGAGCAACCUGCUGGUUUACCGAAGACUGCGUCAUGGGCAAGACCUGGCUCUGUUGUACCCCCGGUCUCACCCAUCGGCGUGACUUCAUCUGGACUCCAAUCUUCACGACAAAGCGCUCAACGUCCUCCUGUCAGAGUACGAGACGCCCCUCCUGUUAGCAGGCCUGUCCCUAUCUCAUCGGUUUCACCCAAGCCGGUGGUUACCACUGCCCCGGACAAGAGACUUCCUAUAGGAACAGUUCGUGCGGUAGAAGCGACUUCAUCUGCUCCCACAGCGGCCGUGGAACCCACCCCGUCUUUACCAAAGCCGUCUGUACCCCCAAAUUUGGGCACUCCACCUCCUGGCAUACCCACUGUUGUCCCAUUAGCGAAGCCUGCUUCGUCUAAACCGUCUCGGCCUCCAGCACUGUCAACCCCGUCUGUGGCUCCACCACCGUCCAGGCCGCCCGGAAUCGAGCCGCCGUCAACCUCCGGCAUCGUUGCUUCCACCUCUUCAUACAGGAUGACGAAUCAAGGGAAAGCACUCCUAGAUGAUGUUCUCAAUCUGCGUGAAACUGCUCCAGCAGAGCCACUCAGCCCCUUCCCCGAAUUCGAUCGUACUCUCAUGAACCUUCAGCGUGGCAGUUUCAGCUUCAGCCUGGAUCUAAAGUCAUCAGCCGCGAUGCGCUUGGCUGAUAAUCGCAGUACGUCAGAUUGGAGUGGGCCUGGCAGUCCUACAGUUGCCAAGUUCGGUAAUACUCCGAUCAAUAUCCCGUUCGGGUCUGGGGAACUGGAGCAUAUGGCAAGUCCCGUGUAUUCGGGAUCUUUCAAUCCGUUCGAUCCAGCCAAGGAUGAUCGACCUAGCUCCCAAGGACGUUCAGGGCCUUCAAGUAGGGCACAAUCCCCCGCUGAUGACGAAAUUCGUCGCAGCUCUCGCUUCGGUUUUGCAAGGCGUCCGGGCGGUGGCCUUGGCACUCCUGGAUCUAGUUAUCGAGUUGUCCCCUCUCUGACUUCUUCACCGACCAAGUUCAGUGAGACUUUGGCGACUUCGUCCCCCGGUGUCUCAUCUUCUGUUCUUUUGCCAUUACAACAGCCUGCGCCUCCACAGAAUCCAGCAAACAAUUGGUCGUUUGGAGAGUACCCAGCGGAUACCCGGCCAUCAGAAUGGAGAUAUGCAAAUCAUGAUGUUCAUGAAGCAUUGUCACCCCAAGCCGAAGCCCGUGCGUUCAAGAGCUUAGACGUUGACUCUGAUGCCUAUGGACGGCAGGAUCAGAUUUCCGAUAAUGCGAUGUUGCAUAAGGUUUUGAACAUUGGAGGUAGCGUGCCCCUUGGCCACUCUCCGCACUUAGACACCGUCCGCGCGACGCACACAUACAACUCGCAACAAUUUCAAGAUCCUGCCAUCAUGUCAAUGCACCCGAACGCACCAUUCCAAGUUAGCUCCCGCUCGGUGUUGAGUGCCGGUCCCCCUCCUGGGCUUGCCGGUCCCACGCCUAACUUUCAAACCGAUCAAGCAAGUGUCUUCACAGGAUCGUCUCGUAGUGGUCGCAUGCCAGUCGGAAGCAGCGGUUCCUCUCGUAUAGGUGCUGGAUCGCCGAGCUUCAACAGUGCCAUGUCCGUUUCCAACGCCGGUGAUGGGGAAGGUGCAUCUGUAUCCGCCGAGGGCAACUUGCCGGAUGUGGAGAGCAAUCUUGAAUCUCAGUCAGUUUCAGUUGUUGCAUCUGCUCUGUCAUCCCCAGUACCCCCUGCUCGACUUCUUGAAGCUCCUCCUACUCAGCCAACCUUCCCUGCUACUGUCGAGCUGCCACUAGUUUCCGAAGUUGAAGUACCGGCUUUGACUGAUGCGGACUUCCCUGCUUUGCCUACCAACCAACCUUUUGUGCCCUCCAGAGCACCCAAUAAACGAUCAGCAACACCGAAGCGUGUAGUCGAGCCCAGAGAGACCCCACCUUCCCUUGGAAAGACGCUUCUAAUGACGAAGAGCGUGGCGGCUACAGCCCAGAAAACAGCGCAGGUCAUGAACACUAUGACGUCGAUGGAGCCUGUUGUUGGCAGAGCACGCAGCGUAUCUUCGAAGAAGGAAUCCAGAGACAAUAAACCGACGUCUGUCUCGACUGUUCCACUAUCGCCCGUUACCACAUCAGUCGAAAAGGCGGGGUCGUCUAGGCGGCCCGUUUCUCAUACUGCUGCCCUUCAACCUGAGCCAGUCAUUGUCGCACCAUUCACAAGUCGUAAGACCAAGAAGGUAAAGGCCAGUCCCGUGAUCAAGGCCCCGAAGAAGCCGUAUAAGGAAACGACCCAGCCAGUGGAAGAUCCCGAAACGGCGGAGCUGGGCCAGCCUACGGAGACCAUCGACAAUGGAACAAUGUCGUCUGACUUGGAUAUUGCUGCGACGGGGGCGACGUUGACAUCCAUUUCUGAGGAAGUGCGACCGUCUCCAGCGUCUUUGGCCAAAAUGCUGAAUGAAGUCGGGCGCUAUCUGGAUGUGGAAGGACUGGCGUUCUUUGACACUGCCACUGUCAACACGAAAGGGCAAUCAAACAUUCGCUACGCACCGCUCGUCCACGCUCUCUCCACGCUUUCCGCCGGCACCACGUUUACUGGAAGCAUGCCGAACACAUCUAUCGAUUCUGCUGUCUCGUCUUUCCAGCAGUUGCUGGAGACGCUCACACAGACCAUCUCAGAUAUCCUGCAUCUUCUUCCAAGAAACACUUGGGACGAUAGCUCGUCCUUCGAUGGGCUACUUCGUGAGAUGCUGAGGGCGGAAGAUUUGUUGGACGACGUGCAGGAAAAUGCCGAAAUUCGAGACGAUGAAGUAGCCAACCUGACAAUAGCGCUUGAGAAGCGCGCUCGGUGGAUGGAACACCAACUAACCAAACUGGAAGACCUGCACCGUGACAUCAAUUCAGCUGCAGUCCGGGCCGUUUUAUCUAUGAAUGAUCGUGGCUGGGAUCCCACAGGCUCUUUGCCACGCCAAGGAGAUUCUUUGUCCAGGUUCGAUGGUAUGGUGUACGUAUGUACAGAGGAAAUAGAGGAAGCUUUGGCUGCUUCAAAGGCAGCUGAAGCGGCGGCGGAAGCAGAGCUUAAACAAACCAUGCACCGUAACUGUGCGCAAUUGUGGUGACG